AUGACCGAACUGUCCUUCCCCAGUCUCACGUUGCUCGCCCUCGGACUCACCUACCUGCUCGUCGCCCGGUAUAUCCGGUCGGUCUUGAGCUGGAAGGCCAGGUCGCGGGGACGGCCACUCCCACCAGGCCCCACACCACUGCCCAUUGUGGGCAACAUCUUUUCCGCACCAAAGACGAAGGCUUGGGAGGCUUACCGCGAUAUGUCCCAAACGUAUGGCGACAUCAUAUCCCUCCAAAUGCUCGGCCAACGGGUCAUGAUACUUGGGUCUGCCAAGGCAGCCCUGGAGCUCCUCGAGAAGCGGUCCGGAAACUACUCGGAUCGACCGGUGUCACCUAUGAUUGAAUUGAUUGGGUGGGAAUGGGACUUUGGGUUCAUGCCAUACGGACAGCCGUGGAGGCGACACCGCCGUCUCUUCUGGCAGCACUUCCAUCCAGGGGUCGUCUCCAAAUACCACGCCGUGCAGCGGGAGGCGUCCGCGAAGUUCCUCGAGAACCUGCUCGCGAGCCCGGAGCAGCUAGAAGACCACAUCCGGUACGCGUUCGCAUCGAGUGUGCUGAAGGCUGUUUACGGCAUCGAGGUAGCCGAGCGAGGCGACAAGAUAGUGGACACAGUCGAAACAGCGAUGGAAGGAGUCGCCGCGGGCAUGACCCCGGGGUCCUUCCUCGUCGAAUACCUGCCAUUCUUGCGCUACGUCCCUGAAUGGGUCCCUGGUGCUGGUUUUCAGAAGCGGCUGAAGAGGUGGCGAGAUGCGUCCCACACCAUGGUUGACCUGCCGUUCGAAGAGGCCAAAGAAGCGAUGAAGCACAACGAUCCUCGAUCCUCGGUCGUUGGCACAAUCCUGUCCUCUGCUACCCCCGGAGUCGAUGAAGAGCUGGCGAAGAACGUCGCUGCGAUAGCUUAUGCAGGUGGUGCGGACACAACCAUCUCGACCUUCCAAACCUUCUUCCUCGCGAUGUCACUCCAUCCCAAGGUACAGGAGAGAGCACGCGCAGAGCUCGCGGCGGCCGUCGGAGCCGACCGUCUUCCCGACCUGUCCGAUCGCGACGCCCUCCCGUUCAUCGACGCGAUCAUCAAAGAGUGCAUUCGGUGGCAAAACGCAGCACCCAUCGGCCUCCCGCACGCAGUGGUAGAGGACGACGAAUACGAUGGCUACUUCAUCCCCGCAGGCACAGUGACGUUCCCCAACGCAUGGGCGAUCCUCCAUAACGUAGAGGAGUAUCCCGAUCCAGACAGCUUCCUCCCCGAACGGUUCCUCAAGGACGGCCGACUGAAUCCAGACGUCAGGGAUCCCGCGACGGUUGCGUUUGGCUUCGGCAGAAGGAUAUGCCCCGGACGGUACUUCGCGGACGCGGCGCUGUUCCUCAACAUCGCGCGCGUGCUGCACGUCUUCGACAUCAGCGCCCCGCUUGACGUCGCCGGACAGCCCAUCCGCAUUCAGCCGAAGAUGAAGGACGGGUUCCUCUCCUAUCCUGAGGACUGCCGAUGCUCCAUCAAGCCGCUUUCCGCACGUGCGGAGGCUCUGAUUCUGACCUCGCCUGCGAAUGACGUCCCGUUCGAAACUUAG
Messenger RNA from Trametes versicolor FP-101664 SS1, 1566 nucleotides. RefSeq names its product CyP450 monooxygenase. Lineage: Eukaryota; Fungi; Basidiomycota; Agaricomycetes; Polyporales; Polyporaceae. Gene Ontology annotation, molecular function: heme binding; iron ion binding; oxidoreductase activity, acting on paired donors, with incorporation or reduction of molecular oxygen. Bases 1 to 1566 code for a protein of 521 amino acids. The transcript has 10 exons. The record is from RefSeq and is a predicted model, not a curated record.